AUGAGUGCACUUGAUUUGGCUUCCAUCCUCGAUUUUCUAGAAACAGCCAACUUGACGGAGAUCAACUGGACGUGCAGCAACGGUGACUGCAUCACGGUUGACGCGACAACAUGCCCUGGCACGCUCAACAAAAGCGCCCUGCUAUACACCCUGUCCUUCUUCUACAUUUUCAUCUUUGUCAUAGGGCUGGUGGCCAACUCGGUUGUGGUGUGGGUCAACCUCCAAGCCAAAAUGACUGGCUAUGAAACCCACCUCUACAUCUUUAAUUUGGCUAUUGCCGAUCUGUGUGUCGUCAUCACCCUUCCAGUCAGCAUCUUCUUCCUGGCGUGCAUGAGUGUGGACCGCUACCUCUCAGUUGCCUAUUUCACCAAUUCCAGCAAUCGCAAGAAGAAGAUAAUCCGUCGCUGCAUCUGCAUCUUAGUGUGGCUCCUUGCCUUCUCUGCGUCUCUCCCAGACACCUAUUAUCUCAAGACUGUCUCUUCCAACAAUGAAACCUAUUGCCGUCCUGUCUAUCCAGAGGAGAGCUUCAAAGAGUGGUUGAUUGGCAUGGAGCUCAUCUCCGUUGUGCUGGGCUUUCUUAUCCCUUUUCCCAUCAUUGCUCUCUUUUAUUUCCUCCUUGCGAAGACCAUCUCUGCCUCCAGUGACCAAGAGAGGAAGAGCAACGGGAAGAUCAUUUUCUCCUACGUUGUCGUGUUUCUGGUCUGCUGGCUGCCCUACCAUGUAGCUGUCCUGCUUGACAUCUUCUACAGCCUUCAUUUCAUACCUUUCAGUUGUCAGAUGGAGAACUUCUUGUACGCCACUCUUCACAUCACUCAGUGUUUCUCUCUAGUCCAUUGCUGCGUCAACCCCAUCCUGUACAGCUUCAUUAACCGCAACUACAGAUAUGAGCUCAUGAAAGCCUUUAUCUUCAAGUACUCUGCCAAAACUGGUCUCACUAAACUUAUCGAUGCUUCCAGAGUGUCAGAAGCAGAAUACUCUGCUCUGGAGCAAAAUGCCAAAUGA
This is a messenger RNA of Opisthocomus hoazin, 1002 nucleotides long. NCBI's taxonomy places the organism in Eukaryota, Metazoa, Chordata, Aves, Opisthocomiformes, Opisthocomidae. The record is from RefSeq and is a predicted model, not a curated record.